AGACACAGUGUGAGCCCGGAGCGCUGAUACCAGAGCCGGGAAGGGCGGGGACACGCGGACGUCACCGAGGCCUGAGGAGGGCGGGAGAGGCCCCGAAGUGAUAAUAGAGGGGGAGGGGGCGGCGCUCGCACACCGGUCCAUGUGUACAUGUCCACGCAGGGGGAGGGACGCAGGACCACACGCUCUCCGCACAGGUUACUUCCUGGGAUCCGGGGUGGAGUGACCCGCGGGCGCAGGGUCAUUGUCUGCACCACACGCAGCGGGAGGAGGUGUAGUGACCUGAUAGGCACCGUGGGGGGGCCUGACCCGUGACUUUGGAAACUUGUGGUGAAUUCACCUGGAUGGUGACGUUGCACCAGGAGAGCAGUGGAUCUACAAAGUGCUCGGAAGUGACCCGCAGUGACCCGGACCAGGGCACAAUAGGCACGCUGGGCCGCUGGUUCGGACUUUCCUCGGGGAUGUUCCAUUGCAUCCCCCUGUGGCGGUGUAACCGUCAUGUGGAGCUUGUGGACAAGAGGCACUGCUCCCUGCUGGCCGUGCCCGAGGAGAUCUACAGGUACAGCCGGAGCCUGGAGGAGCUGCUACUGGAUGCCAACCAGCUGAGGGAGCUGCCCAAGCAAUUUUUCCAGCUUGUGAAGUUAAGAAAACUUGGUCUUAGUGAUAAUGAAAUUCAGCGACUUCCUCCUGAGAUAGCAAACUUUAUGCAGUUGGUAGAACUUGAUGUGUCUCGUAAUGAUAUUCCAGAGAUUCCCGAGAGCAUCUCCUUUUGUAAAGCACUCCAAGUGGCUGAUUUCAGUGGAAACCCACUCACGAGGCUACCGGAAAGUUUUCCAGACUUGGAGAGCCUCACAUGCCUUUCCAUUAAUGAUAUCUCACUGCAGACACUCCCGGAAAACAUUGGAAACUUAUCAAACCUUGCGUCGUUGGAGCUGAGAGAAAAUUUGUUGACCUAUUUACCAGAGUCUCUUUCACAGCUUCAUAGACUGGAAGAGCUGGAUUUGGGAAACAAUGAAAUCUAUAACUUGCCAGAAUCUAUUGGAUCACUACAGAGACUUAAGGACCUCUGGUUGGAUGGAAAUCAACUAGAAUUGCCUCCGGAAAUAGGAAGCCUGAAAAACUUGAUGUGCCUGGAUGUGUCGGAGAACAAGCUGGAAAGACUUCCCGAAGAGAUCAGCGGAUUGACUUCACUGACUGAUCUGCUUGUGUCACAGAAUUUAAUUGAGGUUUUACCUGAUGGCAUUGGGAAGCUUAGAAAGCUGUCAAUACUUAAAGUGGACCAGAAUCAUCUGAUGCAGCUUACAGAAGGGAUUGGAGAAUGUGAGAGCCUUACGGAACUAGUUCUUACAGAAAAUCAACUUUUGGUUUUGCCAAAAAGCAUUGGGAAAUUAAAGAAGCUGAGCAACCUGAACAUUGAUAGGAAUAAAUUAAUGUCCUUGCCAAAAGAGAUUGGUGGCUGCACCAGUCUUAAUGUUUUCUGUGUACGUGAAAAUAGAUUAACUAGAAUUCCUUCAGAGAUUGCACAAGCUACUGAACUCCAUGUCUUAGAUGUCGCUGGAAACAGGUUAUCACAUUUACCGUUGUCAUUGACAUCACUGAAAUUAAAGGCUUUAUGGUUAUCAGAUAACCAGUCCCAGCCUCUGUUGAGCUUCCAGACAGAUGUGGAUACGGAGACUGGAGAAAAAGUCUUGACUUGUGUGCUACUUCCACAGAUGCCUUCUGGCCAAGACAAUUUACCAAGAUGUGGGGCCUUCGAGAGUCUGGUCAAUGAUAUGUCUGAUGACACCUGGAAUGAGCGAGCAAUGAAUAGAAUAAGUGCCAUACGAUUUUUAGAUGAUGAAAAAGAAGAUGAGGAGGAUGAAACGGCAACUCUUUUGAGACGAGCCACUCCACACCCUGGUGAGCUAAAGACGAUGAAAAAGACUGUGGAGAACCUGCGUACCACUAUGAAUGCUGCUAAAGGCCUGGACUCUAACAAAAAUGAGGUCAAUAACUCCAUUGACAGAUUGACCACGUCUGUGUAGAGAGCCACCUCCUUCUUACCUCCUGUGUCUUCCCCUACUUUUUGAAAUGUCUCCCUGCUUGUGGGACCACAUCCAGCCUCUUGUUUUUACCAGAACAUUAUCCAUCUUCCCUCCUUCUACUACUUAAGUUGAGAUGCUGCAAUCUGGACAGGAAAGUGCCUUACAUCAGCCAGAUGUUUGUGUCUGUGACCUCCUAACUUAAUGCUGUAAUUUUAUAUUUUAUCAAUCUGGUUUUUAAGAAAUAGUACACACUACUGUUUAUUUUUUAAUUUUACAUUUGGAAAUAUCUUUAUUUUUUAACUUCUGGAGUAUAUUUUAUCACUUUUUGUGGGAUAAAUGACAUGGUUUUAUGUGGAAAUUAUACUUUUUUAUGUUUUGGCAGCUUAACUGGUAUAUAUUUGGAAAAAAAAUGGAUUGAACUGUGUGGUAGGUUGCAAAGAAAUGUUUCUCUUAAAUUAGAGUACGGUACAUAUCCUAUUAUUUAGUAUGUGGAAAAACUCUGUUUUUAGACUUAGGUUGAGCAUGCGUGCCAGUGCCACUAAGAUGUGCCUUAAAGGACACUUUUUAUGACAGAUAUCCUUAUGUGCCCAUUUGAUUCGCUGUAUUGAGUGAUCCAAUCAUCUAAAGCAACCAUACAGAGCUACCUUGAGAAGUACAUAUGUGCCCCUGCCUGGUGGUGCUUGCACCCUAAGAGGAGUUAGUAUUUGAAUACAUCAGUCUUAGGCCUCAUG
Molecule: messenger RNA, 2752 nt
Organism: Bufo bufo (common toad)
Lineage: Eukaryota; Metazoa; Chordata; Amphibia; Anura; Bufonidae
Gene: LRRC1
Product: leucine rich repeat containing 1
Biological process (GO): neurotransmitter receptor transport, endosome to postsynaptic membrane; neurotransmitter receptor transport postsynaptic membrane to endosome
Cellular component (GO): adherens junction; postsynaptic membrane; postsynaptic density
Molecular function (GO): protein binding
Source: RefSeq, a predicted model, not a curated record